Messenger RNA from Anoplopoma fimbria (sablefish), 8795 nucleotides. It is a transcript of the gene prrc2a, whose product is annotated as proline-rich coiled-coil 2A. The record is from RefSeq and is a predicted model, not a curated record. Lineage: Eukaryota; Metazoa; Chordata; Actinopteri; Perciformes; Anoplopomatidae. Gene Ontology annotation, biological process: cell differentiation.
CUGCAUGCAGGCGCACAGCGCUGCUUAGCUAGCGGGGUCGCUCGCUAGAAAGCUACGCGAUAGCUUAGCUAACCUCACUCUGCGAUACAACCUCGAGACAAGUCGGGACAAGACCAGUCUCAGGGCUCACCAUACUCAAUGAGCGGACAGCGCAAUGUCAGAGCGCUCUGGGCAAACUGCAAAGGGGAAGGACGGCAAAACCAAGUAUGCGUCUCUCAACCUGUUUGAUACAUACAAAGGAAAGAGCCUUGAAACACAAAAGCCUGUUGUUCCCCCCCGCCAUGGCCUGCAGUCUCUUGGUAAAGUUGCCUCCGCACGGCGUAUGCCACCCCCUGCCAACCUGCCCAGUCUGAAGGCAGAGAACAAAGGCAACGAUCCCAACGUCUCGCUCGUUCCCAAAGACGGCACAGGAUGGGCAAGCAAACAGGAACAAGCAGACCCAAAGAGUACCGAUGCAUUGUCAGCACCGCAGCCGGAAUCGCAGCAGCCUGUGGCUUUACCGACACCUGCACCGACCCGCCCGAGAACCCCGCCAGCUUCAGAGGCUCUGGCCCCAGCUUCAACCCAGGCCGUAGGGGCAAGGUCCUGGGCACAGGCCAGUGUUACACAUGGAACACAAGGGGAUGGUGGAAAGGUAUCAAACCUACCGUCGCCAUUCUCUCGCGAGGAAUUUCCCACCCUGCAGGCGGCUGGCGACCAGGACAAAGCUGGCAGAGAACAGGGCACUGCAGAUCAGUGGUAUGGGCCCGGACCAAGCCUCCGCCCCCAGAACGUUACAAGUUGGCGGGACGGUGGGAGCCGCGCCCUGGCGCCCACCCUGUCUGGGGAGGGGGCAGUGGAGGGUGGCACUGCUGGGGCUCUUGUGAUGGAUGGGGCAGCCGGGGUCCCCCCUCCAAAUUCUCAGUCCCAUGGGCCACCUAGGAACCCUCCAGCAGGCAGCCCCGCCUUGCCCCUGCCUCAGCCCCCUGUGGGGCCUGGGUUCCCCCAAUACCGAGGGAUCAUGCCACCCUUCAUGUAUCCUCCAUACCUGCCCUUCCCGGCCCCCUAUGGCCCUCAGGGGCCCUUCAGGUACCCGGCACCCGGAGAAGGGCCUGCUCCAAGGUUCUCUCGUGGGCAGGGUGGUCCUGAUGGCAGGUCUCAGGGCGGCCCACGUGAUACAGGUGGAGAGGUUGUGAAGCGACCACCUAUCCUAAAGCAGGAUGACCUGAAAGAGUUAGAUGAGCUGGACCAUGAUGGAGAUGAGGGCUGGGCAGGGGCUCAUGAGGAGAUUGAUUACUCCGCCAAGUUGAAGUUCAGUGAUGAUGAAGGAGAUGAAGAGGGGGAAGAGGAGAAAACCGAGAGCAAGAAUGACUUGCGUGAGCCACAGAGGUCCCAGGAUGCCCCUCCUGUAACCUCUCGCUCUCGAGCCUCGGACAGCGGCGGAGACUCCCGCCGCACUCCUCCCACUAAUGCUGACAGCGGCCCCCAACCCUCCAGCAAGCCAGGAUGGGCCGAGGAGGGAGGCAGCGGCUGGGGGGGCCAAGGAGCUCCAACCAACUACCAGGACCGGCCCCAAAAUCAGGGUGCCCCUCAAGGCCCGGUGAAACCUGUCCCCAGCCAACUUCAGCCAGCACCAGGAGGCCCUUCUCCUCCUGCCCAACCGGGCCUACUGGUCCCUGGACCCCAGGAUAAUGAUGAGGAUGAGACCUGGCGCCAGCGCCGGAAGCAGUCCUCCACUGAGAUCUCUGCCGCUGUGGAGCGUGCUCGUCGCCGCCGCGAGGAGGAAGAACGUAGGAUGGAGGAAGAGAGACGCGCAGCCUGUGCAGAGAAACUAAAGAGGCUGGAUGAAAAGCAGCAACAGCAGCAGGGCAGCAACAUAGGAGUUGGUGGAAGCGGCUGUAAAAGCCCCAGCCUGGAUGGAAACUCUACAGCUGCCACAGCAGGCAGUCCUAGUCCAUCUAUUUCAGCCUCUGCCUCCUCCCCCAACAUCAGCCAGCCCCCAUCCCCCUGUGUGGACCCUGAGGAGCCUCCAGUGCUGGUUGUCCAGCCGGGGUCCAGUCCUGGAGUCAGUGAACGACAGCGAGCCAGCAGCAACAGCAGCUAUGACUCCACUGCAGAAGCCCAACAGUGUCCACAGCCAGCUGUGUCACAGCCACAGCAGCCGACGCUGGACGUACCUUUACCAGGAGAAAAUAAGGAAGAGAUCAUGGGCACUCCGCACAUUCGUGCAGGAAGUGGAGGUGAAAGAGGAGUCGACCCAGUGAAGAUUGAGAACAUUGGCGGAGGAGCAGGACGUCAAGCUGGUGGUCCUCCUGGCCAGGGUUACUCAAAGUACCAGAAGUCUCUUCCACCUCGAUUUCAGAGGCAGCAGCAGGAGCAGCUCCUGAAGCAGCAGCAGCAGUGGCAGCAGCAGCAACAACAGCAACAACAACAGCAACAACAGCAGCAGCAGCAGCAGCAGCAACAGCAACAGCACAGCCAGGCUUCACAAAGCCAGCUGUCCCCCCAGCCUCCACAGGGUCCUUCACCAGGUUCAACACCCCAGCCGGGUCCUGGACCAAAGCAAGGUGGACCAAUGUAUCAACCCAGCAAUAUGGUCCGACCCCCACCACUGCCAAUGAAUUUCGACCCUCGCUGGAUGAUGAUGCCCUACAUGGACCCCCGCAUGAUGCAGGGCCGGCCUCCGCCAAUGGAAUACUAUUCAGCAGGCAUGCACCCAUCAGGGCUUAUUGGGCGUGAGCGGUCUGAUUCGGGGGGAUCUGGUUCAGAACCCUUUGACAGGCAGCAACAGCACCCAGGACACCCUCACCGUGGGACCCCCCCUAUGGAUCCUAAGAUGGCCUGGGGGCAGGAGGUAUUCCCUGGCGGAGGGGAGGGCCGUGGGCUAACAUCACCCCUCAGGCAGAAGCAGGCUUUGGAGGAUGAAGAUGUAGCCAAAGGGCCCAGGAGCGACACUCCUCCACACCGCAUGCGAGAGGGUGGAUUGGGUACCAUCCAGCAGCCCGGCUCCAACUCUGGGACAUCUAAUCAGACUCCACCUCCAGUUGGAAAUCAAGUUGGGGCCCCAGGAGGAGGCCACCCUCAUCACUACAUGAGUGGGCGGGGCAACUACAGCAACUUCCCUGACCAGGGUGCAAGGAUGCAUCCCCACCAGCAGCAGCAGCAGCAGCAGCAGCAGCAGCAGCAGAGGGUUGAGAGGGGAAAUCAGCCGCAUGUCUACGCCCACCAGGAUGAAGGGCCCCCACGGGGGUCUCAGCAGGGACAGAUAUGGGGAGCCCUACACCCUCACUACGAUCGUAACGGUCGUGCCGAUCAUCCCCCUGUUGAGAGCAACUCUCAUCUCCACCACCAUCACGGCCACCACCCUCAGCAGCCUCACUUCUCUCUCCACCCCCACAAGCCAGAAAACAGCCGAGACAGAGUUGUUGAGGCCCCUGCUAAGAAGACAGACUCUUCUCCCCCAAUCAACCAACCUUCACUCUCAUCCUCCUGCUCUUCCUCCUCCUCCUCCUCUGCCAGGGAAGAUGGCAAUGUCAAAGUUGCCCUGCAUCAUCACCCAUCCCAGAGAGAGAGUGAAGCUGGUGUCGGGCAAAGUCAUGGUGAAAGAAGCAACAGUGGUAGUGCAAGCAGUAGCAUCCAUGCGAAACAGGAGAAAACGUGCCCGGCAUAUGCUCCCCAUUCCGCCAUGACUUCUAGCCCAACUCCCUCUCAACAUGGCAGUCAUACUCAGCCUCAGCAGCAGCACCCUCAUUCAAAAUCAAACCAAAGAGGGGGGCGGGAGCACAAGACCGAGACCCAGUGGGGCCCACGGCCUGGAAGCAGCAAUACGGGUGGGGGGUCCUCUCAUGGUAGGAGGACCAAUGCAGGAGGUGGGAACAACUCUCGUGGAGGGGAGGACUCCUCCAACACUCCAUCCGACCACAAACCCUCCCACCAGACAGGAGGCAGCAAUGCCAACAGGAGGGCUGGCCCCAUUAAGAAGCCAUUGCUUAAGGAGAUUAAGAGAGAUGGAGGGGAAGCUGAUGGAGGAGAAAAAACCAGCUUUGGGAAAGAGAAAGAGAAAGAUGGUGGCCAAUCCACCGCCAUAAAGCAGGAAGCCUCCUCCGCCUCCCAGAACACAUCAGCUCCAUCUAAAGAUGAACCAGCCCAGACAGCCAAACCUAGGAAUGCAGGAAAAGAACGAUCCACAGGAGGAGGUGGGGGCGGGUCUGGGAGAGGGCCCAAAGAUGUAGACACCACUUCUUCAGGAUUUUCAGGGUCCUCCUCAAGGAGGGACAGGGACCGCUCCUUUGAGAGAGGAGGGGGCCCCUCCCACCACCAUGGAGUCCCUGCCAAAGGCAGCAGAGCCAGUCGCGGACGAGGGGGAGAGUUCUAUGGGCGUGGCCGUGGUUUCCGUGGCACUUACACGGCUGCUGCUGGCCCCACUGGUGGCGGUCGAGGCAGAAUGGGUGGCAGGAGUGGCAGAGACUACCGCCCAUCCGUUGGCGGUGGCCACCACCAUGAGUCCAAGGGCGAGGGGGGCAGUGGCAGGCAUGGUCAGGAUCGGUCCCAGCAUAACCCAGCCAGGGCCAGGAACCGAAGUGAAACCCGCAGCGAGGGCUCAGAGUAUGAGGAAAUCCCCAAGAGAAGGAGGGAGAGAGGUUCAGAGACUGGCAGUGAGAGUGGUGCAAGUGACCUUGGUCCCUCCGACAAGGAAGACCAUCAUAAACCCAACACCAAGAAUGGCUCUGAUAAUGCCAACACCACUGGCAGCAGCAACAUGUCAUCUGCACCUCCUAGAGGUUCCCAGGCCCGGGUCUUCACUCCCAGGGGUGUACCCUCUAGGAGGGGCAGAGGUGGAGGUAGUGGAGGAGGAAACAGCUACAGAAGUGGUGGCAAUGUCGGAGGACCACCUGGGGGACACAGGGUUGGACCCAGCUCAGCAUCUCACAGCGGGUCCUCAAAGCCAUCAGCCUCAGCUCGGAAGCAGCAAGGCCCGCCACAAAGCUCUGGACCCAAAGACUUUGGCAGGGGAGGAAAUGGAGGAGAGAAGAAAGACAAGAUAGCUGAUGCAAGUCAUACUCAAAGUCAGGGGUCCAAUCCCCCUCAGCCGUCUUUGCCCGCUGCAGCACCUGCCUCCUUAUCUUCCACUGAAAAUGGAGGAGUUGUGACCCAGCAAGCUUCAACUAACCCGACGGCAAACUCUGGAGGGCCAAAUGCGCUCCCUCUUCCCACUAACCGUGGGUUUCCUCCCAGUGGGUUUGAGCGACCACCUAGACGUCGGCGCCACGGGCGAUCCCAGCAUCAGCAGGAUAAGCCCCCCCGCUUCCGGAGACUGAAGGAGCGAGAGAAUGCGGCACGGAUCAACGGAGGAGUGGGGGUCAGGGGAGGAAGACCCUCCUCUCCUUCCCUGAAUUCAGUUCAGGACAGUAACGGAGCCCCCAUCCCUGCUCCUGUGACGGGCAAUGCCCAAAAUGCAAACCACAACACCACACUAACAACCAACAAUAACAGUGGGGGCGGGCAUCUAAACAAUGCAAAUAGUCACCACCAUCACCACUACAACCAGGGCAACGCUGGGCAGACCCACCCCCAGCACCACCACAGCCAUGGAGCAAAGUCCCCUGACUUCACCAACCAGAACUCAGACCAGGCCAACGAGGAGUGGGAGACCGCCUCCGAGAGCAGCGACUUCACAGAGUUCAGAGACAGGGAGGGAGGAGGAGGAGGAGGGAAGUCCUAUUCUUCUCACCAUCCCCACCACCUGGGAAGGGGUGGAGGCGGUGGCGGAGGUGUGGUCGACCGCGACAUGACAGGAAAAGAGCCCUCAGCUAAUAAGAGAAGCUUCUCAAGCCAGCGUCCUGGCAUGGAGCGACAGAACCGCAGGGUCAACCCUGGAGGAGGGGGAGGGGGAGGGGGAGGAAGAGGCCCUCGAGGGCCGCCUGGUGGCGGCUCUGGCGGGCCUGGAAAUGGAGGUGGCAACCGCGGUGACCGGCGUGGCAACUGGCCCUCUCCGAAAAAUAGGAAGUGAUGAAAUUUUUCAAAACAUUUCAGAUGAACCCCACCCACAUUAAAACCACCCUCUCGCAUCUAAUCCCUUUUUGAUAAUUACUUCAUGGCUUAUCUGUUGGCAUCCCUAAGCAUAUUAGUGCAUUGUACAGUAUAUGGAGAUGGUAUUCAAAUUCACUUUAGCCCCCCCACCCAUUCCCUGGUCAUGUCUCUCCCUUUGCAUCAAUCUACUAUCUACCGUCCGUUAUUGUAAAUUUCUCCGUUUGUUCCUUCUUGCUCUCCAUUCAGUUGUGCCCCCUCACUCCCUCCCUCCCUCCCUCAAGAAUCUCACCCCAGUUUGAUAUGACAAGCAUGUGGUUCUGCAAAUGGAGGUGCACUUUGAUUUUUCAGAGGACAUUCAAACAAAGCUCCACACACACACACACACACACACACACACACACACACACACACACACACACACACACACACACAUAUAUACAAGCACAAAUAUGACAUAUUUACACACAGAACACAUGCAGUCAUGUGUUUGCAAAAUGAAAACGUUUAAAUUGGCAAAAAUGUUUGGAUUGGGCAAAUUUUUAUAUUUAUGUACCUGUGUAUAUUUCUACCACACUUUGGCCUUGGGUGGUAUUCAGUAGUGCAGUUCUGCAUUACUUCCCUCACAAAGGGAAAGAGUGCAGCUUCAUCUUUUAACAAGAACAAUGUACCAUAACAUGUUUUGUUUUCUCUUUGUGUCUUUUUUCUUUUUUCUUUUUUUGGCCUUGUGUCCAGUUGAGUUUCAGCCUCAAUGAAAUGUUAGGAGGGUGUGUUUUUUUUUUUCUUCUAAAAAGCAGGUCAUUAAAAAUACCUUUUUACUAAAUUCCCCAAUUCCUCCUUUUACUGACUUUUUGGUCUCCUACAAACUAUUUCUCUCAUUACUGUGAGCGAUGGGACACAUUGAAGUACUACCGCUCAGUGCUCACCUACACUUUGAUUUUUCUUUAAUACCAAUGUCUCUGCUGCCCCCUCCCCUUCUCAUUGUUGAACAGCUCUGACAUUUCCUGAGUUAUUGGUUGGUCCUUUUUAGGAAAUAGUAUUUUUCUGCCUCAGCGUAGCAUUGUCCUCACCUUCAGAAGUUCUACGUAACUCAAAAGUUUCCCCAAGUUUUAUUCUGUCAUUUGUGAGCUUAGUUUACCCUAUGACGACUGUAUUGCUAGCUUAAUGGCUUUAUUUUAACAUCCAUUAUUUCCUCAGUGACUUCCAUUUUUAUGGGAACACUGGGUUUUUUUCUCUCUGAGGAUGAAAUACCUAUCGAUCUUGUAAGAGGAAAAGAAAUGUUAAAUGAAAAUGUAGGUCAUAAUAGAAUAAAGAAAAGAAGUUUGACUUUCAUAUAAAUUGUUUAUGCUUUACUAGGUAUUUGAAUAUGUUCUAAUAAGCACUCCUUGUAGUAUAACAAAAACCCACGGGUGCUGUUAUUUCUUUUUUUUUCUCUUUUGUUGUGCAAGUUACAUGUGAUGCAACAGGACAGGUACUCUGUCUGGGCCCAGAGUACAGAGCCAGCCCGAGUAUUGUACCAUUAUACCCCACCCCUCUGUGCUCUUGUGGAGAAUCCUCACACCAAGAAAGGACUACUACCAAGAGCUCCUUGUCUGAGGAAGUAUUUUUCAUCGUGCGUGUUCUCGGAUUGGCUGUUUCAGUACAUGGUGUUGCAACCAGAAGCCCAAACUAAUAGAAUUCAGGACAAUGCUGACAGGGUGUCAUGCGAGUCACCUUCUUACAGUUGACACGGUUUCACAGAUUUCACUCGCAACGAAUAAUGCCGACCUGGAGUGUUGAAAAGAUAUUGGAUUGAUGUUAGGAUCACACUUGUAAACAUAGUUUGUAUCAUACAUGAAAGACAUAAAAUGGCACACAGAGACAUCCAAGCUGAACUAGACAGCGAUUUAUACACCUGCAUAAAUUCUUUCACUGCUGUAAGUUGGGGUUUGUGUUUGUUUACUGAAAACAGUUUGAAGAUCGUCUCUGGGAUGUUGUGAGUAGGGCAUUUGAUUUGUAUAUGUGCGUGCGUGUAUGUGUGUGGCAUGUGUGCGUUUUCUGGUGUUUGUGUAAUAACUCGGGAAGGGGGUGGGGGACCAGAGGGGUUAACAUGAAGCAAGCACUUUUCUGCCUUGUUUGCCCACACUUGAUUGAACCAAUAUCAUUAAGACAAUUCUACUGUUUCUUAAAUACAUCCACAUGUAUACAUUCAGCUGUGUGUAUAUGCUCAUCAUUCGAAUUAACAACAUGCAGUGGACAACUCCACCCGUUUUUUCUUUGUGUAAUUUAAUCAUACAUUCUUCUGCAGGCAAGUGAAGUUGGACAUAUUUUAUUUUUCUCACUUCUUAGCAUGAACACAAACCCAUCAGUGCAGCUUGCCUUGCCUGUUACUGAUAUUACACAUUGAUAGCUGAACACUUAACACUGGCUCAAAGAGUCCUUCAUCCAUCCUUAACUCUUAAUGUUGAUGUGCGCAUUAUUUUAUGUACCCAUGUUAAAAGAAAAAACAAAAGUAGUGUAUUCCAGGAAAAAAAUACUCAAAGAUUGUACUGUGUUUCCAGCAUUACCAAGGUACCUGGAGUGGUUCAAACUGUUUUUUUCUUUUUUUUUUUUUUUUUACCAUUUAUGGUUUUAUUAAUGGAACCGUAAUAUACACACAUGUAUGUAUAUUGGUAUGUAUCUAAGUUCUGUCUACCCCAACUUACAUUCCCACAAACAAAUGUUGCCAUUUUUAGUUCAAGGGAGCAAUGUACAAGCAGAGAAGUGUCUUAUUAUAAUAAAGUUAUACAGAGAAGGCAAAGUUAAAUAAA